This is a messenger RNA of Clarias gariepinus (North African catfish), 3687 nucleotides long. It is a transcript of the gene spata2, whose product is annotated as spermatogenesis associated 2. The transcript has 3 exons. NCBI's taxonomy places the organism in Eukaryota, Metazoa, Chordata, Actinopteri, Siluriformes, Clariidae. The coding region runs from base 1658 to 3187 and encodes 509 amino acids. Gene Ontology annotation, cellular component: cytoplasm. Gene Ontology annotation, biological process: regulation of tumor necrosis factor-mediated signaling pathway; protein K63-linked deubiquitination; protein linear deubiquitination. The record is from RefSeq and is a predicted model, not a curated record.
UUCAUAGCUUGUUGAUGGCGUCUAAAAAAAUCCCGCUAGCUCCGUAUUUUAAGCUCAACAAUGAACUGUACUUUAAUUUCAUGCGUGUCUGCAUAACUCCUUCAACCGACUGAAAACUGGCUAAUCACUGUUUAAUACAGAAUGCUUCAGCUGGCUAGUUUGCUUCUUAGCUACGAAGCUAACUAGCUACAGAGUUGGGCGUCUCUACAGCGGUUUUAUUUUUCCUAUCCGAAUUCUGGCUAGCGCCGCCCACAACGCGAUGAUUGGUUCGGAGUGGAACUGUCGUGCGCGGAUUAGUGAAGUCUUAUCCAAUCAGGAUGAACGAGGCGAUACAUAUAGGUGUCAGUCUUUUCGGAAUACGGGUGUGGAGAAAAAUAACGCUAGCGCAAAGGGGGCCUGGUGUUGCGGAGCUAAGCUAGUGUUAGCUUACUGCAUUAUAAAACAGGUUGCGUAAAUUAAAUAAAAUAUAUAAAUAUAUAUAUUGAAGGGAAACACUGUAAACAAAAGAAAGUUUAUUUAAAACACGGGGUCAAUCGUCAUGGGAUUGCGUUUUAAUGCUAAUAAUAGUAUAAUGAUGUUAAUAAUAAAAUAAGAUGCUAAUGCUGUAAUCAGAAAUGCUAAUAAUAUUUUACAGCCAGAGGGAGACUGCAGGGUUUAACACGACGUUUAGGGUUAUUGAUACGAUAAUAUCAAACUGUGAUUUAAAUACAAAGGAGUUUAAUGAAUAAACCUGAUGUUUUAUGAGGAUAUAAAAACAGCCCUGAGAAGUGAAGGUGUAAAUGAUCUCCAUCACUGCAGUCCCUGAAUAAUAAUAAUAAACCCCUGUGGACACAAAGCUCUGUCGCCUCCAACACCAGAGGAAUUAAUCAAACAUUAAACCUGUCCUGGGAUUAAACAUUCACGAUAAUCACUCUGUACCAAGGUGUACUGGCCGUUGAUCUUCACACACACACACACACACACACACACACACAAGAACACUGACCUGGAACACACUGUAGCGGGAAGAACUCCAGAGAAACCCUUGAGAGCUUUACACUCGGUCCUCCACCCACUUCCUGUUCCUCUUCCUUCAGGGAGUUUGGCAUAACGAGGCCUCGAGAGACGGCGAGAGCGCUGCAGACGUGUGACGCGAGCUCCAGGCAAAGCGCUGGGACGGAUUAAACCUCCUCGCCUUAUUCGGGGAAAAUGUCAAACUCAUUUUAAAGCAUAGGAAGGAAGAAGGGAAGGAGGGAGGUUUAGCGUAAAACAAAGACGACGAUGUAACCCGCACCAAAUUUGCGUAAACGCAGCGGGUUUGUUUGGGCGCAGCUUGUGCGCGUUAUCCACCUGCAUGAUAAACCAAUCAGAAUGCAGCUUAAUUAAACUGCACAUCCGUACGUGUCUGGGGAAGUCAACAACAGUGAUGGCGAAAACACACGAAGGGGAAACGAUCAAGUCCUACUGCGCGGCUUUCUGUCCGAAUCCCUCAGGCAUUUUCUCACAGUUUUAACCCGCAAGCUUCAGAUCUUAUCCGUGAGCAUCCGUCCAGCAUGCACAGAUGGGACGCUUUGUCGUGUUGCUUUGCCGUCCUAGUGGAACCGAACCUUUACCUAACCUCUUAGCCAAUCAGAGUAAGGGCUCAUGAACAUGUGCAAGUAGAACCCGAGGCCGAGCAAUGGAUGCCAAGCUUCGAGACGAUUUGUUCCGGAGGUACGUGGCGUUCCUGGAGAAACGGUUGGAAGAAGGAGUGGGCGGAGCUCAGGGAAACGUCCGGGAGGAGGCCCUCGUCUCCACGGCGACCGCCCUGUUGGGGGCGUGCGAAGCGGAGGCGGCGCAGCGGUUUCGCAUGAUCCGGUUUUACGACAUCGUAGAGAACUCCUUGCGAAUGCUGAGAGGCGCGAACCUGCACAGGCUGGAGAGCGCCUUCGCCACGCUGGAGACCGUCUGCACCAACCUGCUGCUGUUCCCCUGGAAGAAAGAGUUCCGCUGCAUCAAGACGUUCACCGGGCCGUACGUUUACCAGCUACAGUCGGCCGUCUACGAGUCCGAUCUCCGCGGCGUCCUGCGCUCUAUGGGCUACUCUCGGGAUCAGGACCUGCAGUAUGUAAUGAGGGAUCAGCAUGUCGGCGCCAGCGGCCAUCACCUCCGCCAGCUGGCGUUCGAGCUGCUCCUGGCGCAGGCCGAGUGCCGCCUGCUGAGAGAGCGUGGAGGGGGUGUGGCCGAGCUGGAGGCCGUGGAGGCGCGCAGGAAUUCCUGUGGAGACGACGUCACACGCUUGUCGGCACGCCAGUCCGACCUGGACCGCGCCCAUCUGAGGCGCAGUGGGCGUCCCUCCAAAUCCGUAGACGUGACAGACGGUGCCGGUCACUGGCACCAAGCCAACAAACCCGUCCUCAAAACGUCACUCAGCCUCCGCAAAGAACCGCUCUUCGUCGACGCUGAGGAGGACCUGAAGGACGAAAUAAUCCGUCCCGUUGGAGACUAUUACCCCUCCCAACCGCCCGACCCAUACGCCUACCACCUCUCCUCUCUGGAUGAGAUCGACCUGUACACGGAGCGAGGGAUGAGCGGGCGCCACACGCCGUCCCGGACACCCAGUAGGGAAUCGUGGGAAUCUUGCACGCCCAAGAGUCACGGGUUAAAGUGUCAGGGCUGUGGCCUAAGCUCGCCGACGCUCUCUUCCUGCCAGAGGUGUGACGCCAUCCUCUGCCCGACGUGCCACGGCUCGGACCCCGCUCCCUGCUGCGGCUUCCCAGACUUCCCGAAAAACUCCUUGCGCCCUCUGGACGGCUACGUCCCCGUCAAGGAGAAGCUUUCGGUCUAUUCCAGCUCGCACCCGCACACUCAUACUCACGCUCACACACACACCCACACUCUGACACACACACACCCGCUCUCUCACUCGCACUCCCACUCGCCUCUUCUGGACAAACCCAUGAUCGGCACCAAGCUGUUCUCGAGCAAGCCGGCCUCGGCGGUAGGGGCGUCGUCAUCGUCGUCCGGCGCCGGGGCGUCGCGCUGCGGCUUCUGCAACAAACCUGGAGCCUCGCACACCUGUGUGAAUUGUUCCAAGGUGUCGUGCGACACAUGUACCAGCCUUUACAUGGGCGACGUGUGCACACGCAAGAGUCUGCAUCACAACUUCAUCCCCAACCACCAGCUCAACUACAAAUCCAGCACCAUCACUCACCUGGUGUACCGAUAAACACAAACCCUCGCUCCGUUUCUUCUUCUCUGGAUUUAUUAUUUCUCCGUCUCUUCAUCAUCCGGUCACGUGAGCUUAUCGUUCUUCCCGCUCCUUUUAACCUUUACUCUCCUGCCUUGACUUUCUUGAUCGUAGAGAGGAAGAAGAACAAAAAGGGGAUGCCGGAACAAAAGAAACAAACAAACAAACAAACAAAAGCCCAGAUUGAACAAUGACAACGAUGACAUAUGCAACGUACGUCAUGUAAGAGACUGCGAAUUUCAUUUCUCUCUCUUUUUCUCUGGAAACGAGACGAAGCCUGAACAAAGAGAAGACACAAAGAACAAACACUGGAAACUCAGUAGUAUAUAUAUUUUGAAACUUAAUUCUAUAGAGAUCCGUGCAAGAGUUCGGGAACGGUUCCGCCGCCGUGUAAUGUCCGAUCGGAUGAGAAAUAUUUUCACGUGUCCCAUAAAGCUGUCCAAAAAUGCUGCUGUGAAAUAAAUCAGGUGGAGAAAGUU